UAAAAACACUAGCGUCCUCAUUGCUUUCUCGUUCCAUGCUUGAAUUAAAUUUGAAUUUAGUUUCACAUGAAAUUAGUUACACGUUAUUAAAUUUCUGAGAGUACUGUAUUUUCUUGGUUGAAAAAUAAUUCAAAUAGAAAUGGAUGAUGAAAGCAGAUUAUCAGCUGAUGAAUAUGAAAAACAAUAUUUUGGGUUUAGUUCUACCGAACUGAUUGAAGACUAUAGGGAACAAGUAAUCGUAGUUAUCCAAAGAACUAUAUCGGAUAUUUUUACCACUAUUUCAGAGCUAGGAAAAUCGGAACCUGCCAAAGAAACUCUUUCACUGAGAAUUCAAGACUUGUAUGAUGCUUUCCGGGAGAGUGCUAAAAGCCCCUUGGAACAGUUUGAAAAUGAAGUAAGGAAGAUAUUUGCGAUACCAAAGAAUGUUCUUCUUGAUGAAGAUAAAAUACGAAGUAAUGCGUAUUCAGACGAAGAUGUGGAUAUGUUGAAGAAAGAGAUUGCUGACUUGAAGAUAGAGAUGAUACAGGAGAGAGUUUUUUUAGCGAAAUGCAAGCAAAUGAAGGAAAUUAUUGAUUCUAGAAUUUCUCCCAUUUAUGAGAAAGUUAAUGGCUUGAUUUCAACUGCCAAAGUGGUAUCCAAAAACAUUGACGAGUGUAAAGAAGGUAAACCACAGAAAUUGAUAGAAACCCACAAAAAGUACGUUCAUCAUUACUUCAGUCAUGAUGGGAACUAUGAUGAGUAUUUUCAAAAACUGAGUAUCAAAUUUUUAGUGAAAAACUAGCAAAUAGAACAAAAUUUGUUGAAGAAUAUAUGUUGAGAGAAUAAAAGUACCGAUAUGUUUAUUUUGAAGCCAUAUAAUGUGAUGUAAGUGUAACUAUAGGUGAUAAUGUAUGAAGGAAAGUUUGUGUAUUUUGUCAGUGAAAUGACUUUCAAGAAAAUGAUUUUUAUAUGCAAACUUAGUUUGUAUUAAGUGUACAACUGCUCAAUAGCGCUAUACAUUUUUUUUGUUCUACAUUUCAGGUAACAAAACAUAAAUAUAUGAAUUAUUCAUCAAACAAAUUUUGCUUAAAUGAAAAUUUACUUUCACAACUAGAUUUCAAUUAUUCAUGUUCAGAAAAUUGACUAUUCUUGUACUAGAAUUGUAAACCCUUUUCAUCUCCUCUCAAGGCGUGUUGAGCGCCUCUAGAUUUUUCUGGUCUUCAAAAUCUGAUAUAUAUGGUGUGUUCUUUGAAA
Leptinotarsa decemlineata (Colorado potato beetle) is the source of this 1233-nucleotide messenger RNA. RefSeq lists its product as uncharacterized. NCBI's taxonomy places the organism in Eukaryota, Metazoa, Arthropoda, Insecta, Coleoptera, Chrysomelidae. The record is from RefSeq and is a predicted model, not a curated record.